AUGUGGCUUCUACCUAUUUCUUUGAUCGUCUUUUCAUUUUCUCUUAAGUCAUCCUCAGCUAACAAACCUUCUCUUUCUUUGAACUGGGAUUUCCGGCGGCGACUCGAUGAGGCUGAUAAUGAGGGGCCGAUAACAGAUGUCCGCCACCGUGACAAGGGUAUCAUCAACAAAUAUCAAAGCGAAAAUAAACAGAGAAGUAACCCCAACGCAAACUACAUUAACCUUUCAACAACAGCAACAGGUAGGGUAAAGCAAAAUUUGUCGCAACAGAAUUUCCGUACAAGUGAUUCUAGCAGAACAGAUGACGCGAAAGACGCGAGGGCACAUAAACUACACAUAAUAACCAAUGGCCGCGAAAGUGGUGCCGUUUGCCUUGACGGAAGCCCCCCCGGAUUUUAUUUUCGCAGAGGAAGUGGCUCGGGAAAAUCAAAGUGGAUUGUUUACUUUCAGGGGGGCGAAUGGUGCUACCGUAUCGAGGGAUGUUAUGAAAGAAGUGAUACGGCGCUUGGCUCGUCCAAAUUAUUCUGCAAAACUAUUCUCCUGGAGGGACUCCUUUCUAACCAAGCUAAAUUCAAUCCCAAUUUUUACAACUGGAACUCGAUCUUUGUGGCAUACUGCGAUGGUGGGUCUUUCACUGGGAAUCGCGAUAAGCCAUUGAAAUAUAAAGACAAACUUCUCUAUUUCCGAGGUCACCGAAUACUUGAUGCUCUCUUGGACGAGUUGCUCCGAAGAGGUCUCGACAUUGCUUCCGAUGUAAUCGUCGGUGGGAGAUCGGCUGGAGCCCUUGCAGCCAUUAUACACGCCGACUACAUCGGGUCGCGUUUACGACGCACGACAAACGCGUCUUUUCGAGUGCUUCCUGAUGCAGGUUUUAUCUUGGACGAACGCGCGUUGAAUGGGUCUGCAAUGGCACGAUUGAUGUUUCAGCAGAUGUACUCUUUGCAUAAUGCUUCAAAUUGUUUAAGUAGAGCUUGCCUUCGCGCGCAAGGGUCGCAUGAUAAAUGGCGCUGUUAUUUUCCUCAAUAUUCUAUUCCUUUCGUCAAUUCUGCGAUGUUUUUAGUAAAUCCCUUGUACGAUAUAUGGCAAUUGUAUUAUUUUUCCGAAAUGCUUUGCGUAUUUAAUGUAAAGAAGUGCAACUCGACCGAAAUGCAUUUUAUUAUGGAGUUUCGAACUAAGACACUUCAUGCUUUGAAAAACGUUUUGUCCUCCAAAACUGCCUCACUCUUCGCAAAUGCUUGUCUUUCUCACACACAGUGCGUCAUGAACGAUUAUUGGACGCAUAUUGCGAUAGAUAACAUCACACUCGAGCAGGCAUUUUUCAACUGGUAUCGUGGAAGAGAUCAAAAGAAAUUCAUGAUCGACUGCUCCCCCUUCUCGGGUAACCCCACUUGUCCAAAGUAUUAUCAUUUUUAA
Messenger RNA from Stylophora pistillata, 1413 nucleotides. RefSeq lists its product as uncharacterized. Gene Ontology annotation, molecular function: hydrolase activity. The record is from RefSeq and is a predicted model, not a curated record. NCBI's taxonomy places the organism in Eukaryota, Metazoa, Cnidaria, Anthozoa, Scleractinia, Pocilloporidae.